This is a messenger RNA of Colletotrichum truncatum, 1461 nucleotides long. RefSeq names its product PHD-finger domain-containing protein. NCBI's taxonomy places the organism in Eukaryota, Fungi, Ascomycota, Sordariomycetes, Glomerellales, Glomerellaceae. Gene Ontology annotation, cellular component: Set1C/COMPASS complex. The record is from RefSeq and is a predicted model, not a curated record.
AUGGACUCAGAUGUGGACCAGGUGGUGAAUGACCAUCAACAAGAGGAUCGGGAAAUGGGAGAUGCGCCAGCCCAACCGGCGUCGCUUCCACAUGGCGCGCCUCAACCGGCAUCCCUUCCUUAUACAGACCUCAAAUUCGCCACUCUUUCUCCAGACUCCGACCUCACAUCUUCCACAAACCAAAUACCAACAAAUUCCGCCUCCUCACUGUCCAACCUCAACAACACCAUCUUAGAGACUACAGAAAGGCCAUCAGAAUCUCAAAAGAUGACAUCCAAGAAAAAGGGCACAGCAACUAUUAAGAAAACGCCCAAGCGUCCCAAGGGCGCCGGCCCAAAGUCCACCAAGUCCAAGAAACAGCUUGACACCGCCUCGGCCACCAGCAACACUCCAGCCCCAGAUGAUCUGGCUGGAGGCUCCGAUGAUGAGUCGGAUAAUGGCCCCUACUGUAUCUGCCGUGGACCCGAUGACCACAGGUUCAUGAUAUCUUGUGAUGUGUGCGAGGACUGGUUUCACGGCGAGUGCAUCAACAUGGCUAAGGACGUUGGCGAGAACCUCAUCGAGCGCUUCGUCUGCCCCAACUGCACCGACGGCGACCAGAAUGUCAGUCUUUUCAAGAAGAUGUGCCAAUACAACAACUGCAAAAAGGCAGCCCGUCUCUAUGACGACGGACCAAAGAGCGCCUUCUGUUCUGACGAGCACAAGCAAAUGUGGUGGGAGGUGGCAAUCUCGCGCCUGCCGGUGAAGAAGACGUCUAAAAAUGCCACUGCACAGGAUGGCCUCACCCGAGAAGAGCUCAUGGGUCUUCUAGGCAGCAAUCUUGCCGGCAUUGACCCCACGGAUGGCAAAUUCAAGAUCAAUACUCGCCCCUUCGCCGCGCCUGCUGCCGAACCUAUGAGUCCAGAGGCUAAGAGCAAACCCCUUUCAGGCGUCUUGACUGAAGAGGAGGAGGAUAUCAUUAAGGCCUCGGCAGCUGACCGCUAUCGGAUGGGCGAGGAGACCGUCCUUUGCCAGAAGAUGUUGCAGCUCACCGAUAUGGCCAGUGACCGCCGAAAGGCGCUCAUCGCAUCCAAGAAGCUCGACGACGCCUCAUGCGGCUAUGACAACCGUCUCGACCAGGUCGGCGUGGUAGGCCCAUUUGGCUACUGGCUCAACCACUCGGAUGAGGCCAAGGAGAUCUUCAAGGCCGGUAACCUUGACGUUGGCAGCCAUCUUAGCGGUGAUGACAAGAAUAUCUGCGACAAGAAACGGUGCAAGACUCAUCAGGGCUGGUACUCGAUGCACACUAGGGAUGUGCGACACCUGAUGAAGAUACUAGCGAUGGAGGCUAACAAAAACCUUGACAAUGAGCGGCUCAUCAGAGAGGCGGCGGCGGAGCGGAAGCUGAGGAAGGAGGCGGAACACAAUAGCGUCCGGCACGUUGGCCCGGAUGGAACGUUUCUUCCAUCUGAAGUCAUGUAG